AUGGAAGCAAACAAGCCUAAACUUGACAGGAAAGAUGCGGUAGAUGCGCAGUCCAUCGUGUCUAUCAAGGCUUGCGAUGAUGUGCAAGCCGUCGCUAAUACCUUUCAGAGCGAUGCGGAGAAACGGCUUGUUCGAAAGGUGGAUCUCACUCUCAUGCCUACCAUAUGGGUGCUCUACUUGUUUUCUUACGCAGACCGCACCAAUAUUGGAAAUGCCAAAGUCGCGGGCAUGACUGCUGAUCUUGGCAUGUCUUCCGGGCAGUACUCGCUGGCACUUGUGGUCUUUUUCAUUUCCUACAUUGUAUUCGAAGUCCCCAGUAACCUGGUUCUUUCGAAGACGCGCCCUUCAAUUUAUCUUCCGAUUAUUAUGACAUUAUGGGGGACUAUUACCUGCACUAUGGGGGCGGUCAAAAGUCCCGGUGCCUUGUAUGCUGUCCGGUUUAUGCUGGGUGUCCUGGAGGCCGGGUUUGCCCCCGGCGUCAUGCUCAUUCUGUCGUCUUGGUACAAGCCGCAUGAACAAGCAAAGCGAUUCUCGAUAUUCUACUCUGCGGCCGUUAUCUCGGGAGCUUUCGGUGGAAUCGUUGCUGGCGGGAUAUCAGGUUCACUGGAUGGCGCCCAUGGCAUUGCCGGGUGGCGAUGGCUUUUUGUAUGGCAUCGCAUUCUACGAAUCAAUUAUUCGGAACUAACAUGGAAUCCAGAUCGUGGAAGGGGAGCAACGAUUGCCUGUGCUCUUAUCGCAGUAUUUAUUCUGCCGGACUAUCCAGCGACAACGAAACGAUUCACACCAGAGGAAAGGACACUUGCUGUGGAGCGACUCGAAAUGAAUAAUGUCGUCAUUUCAACCGAGGAAAGGACACCGCUCAGCUCGCUAGAGGCACUAAGAGGCUCGUUGACCAAUUGGCGGACGUGGAUUAUGACGGCUGGAUACACCGCUAUCGGAGGAUCCGCGACCAUGUCAUAUUUCUAUCCAACCCUGGUGGCAGAAAUGGGCUACAGCUCGACUAUGGCGGAAUACAUGGUGGUUCCUAUAUAUGCCGUGGCGUUCUUCGCAGUGUUAACCACCGGAUACUUGAACGAUAAAAUACCAAAUUACCGGGGUCUCAUAAUCGCCGGCUGGCUCACCAUAUCGAUGAUCUGCAGUAUCAUCAUAUGCACAGUCUAUAACCUGAAAGCAAGAUACGUCUUCCUGGUGUUCAUGGCAUCUGGCCUACUCUCGUCCAAUGCGUCGUCUCUCGCCUACAGCUCCUCGACAUUCGCGUCCAUGCCACAGGAAACCAGAGCAGUUAGUCUAGCUUUUGUGAACGGCAUCUCUGGCAUAUCACAGAUAUACGGGGCAUACCUAUUCCCUGAUACAGAUGCCCCGAAAUAUUUGAUGGGGUUCGCUGUCAUCUCUGCUUUAUCUGCGGCGAGUGUUGGGAUUUACACCCUGGCUCAUAUUUUAAUCCGAAAAUAUCCUCACCCGAACCCUUGA
This is a messenger RNA of Penicillium chermesinum, 1470 nucleotides long. RefSeq lists its product as uncharacterized. Gene Ontology annotation, biological process: transmembrane transport. The transcript has 4 exons. Gene Ontology annotation, molecular function: transmembrane transporter activity. The record is from RefSeq and is a predicted model, not a curated record. Gene Ontology annotation, cellular component: membrane. Lineage: Eukaryota; Fungi; Ascomycota; Eurotiomycetes; Eurotiales; Aspergillaceae. Bases 1 to 1470 code for a protein of 489 amino acids.